Molecule: messenger RNA, 2100 nt
Organism: Ambispora leptoticha
Lineage: Eukaryota; Fungi; Glomeromycota; Glomeromycetes; Archaeosporales; Ambisporaceae
Source: the annotation of a GenBank genome assembly
AUGUCUUCAAAAAGAAACAGAUCUGAAGGUCCAUCAGCUGAGAACUCAGCCCAAGACUUUGAGGACCUUGUUUCGAGUACCGGCCGCCCAAAAAGAAGAGCUGCUACACGUAACGUAAACUACUCCUUAGAUUCGUCGUCUUAUCGACGUGCAUUGACCGAGUCUACGGCGGGUGCGUCGAAGUCCACGUCGACGACGACAAACGGUAAUAACAAAACAGUCAAAAAUAAAACGACACGUGAAAAGCGAAUGCGGCUGUCUGAAGAGGAGUCGAUCGAGCAGCAAAAGUCUGUAAGAGUUACGCGAUCUUUACGCUCGAAACGCGUCUCUACUGGUGAUAAUGAGGAACAGAAAUCUUUAUCGCAAAAAUCGAUGACAUCAUCUACCAAAACAAAUAGCAGUAAAGGUCAAGAAGAAAAUAAUCCGCGAGAAAUUUCUGAUGACGAGGACGAGGAUCAAGAGGAAGUGAAAAAGAUUUCAUCAUCGAAGGAUAAACAGCCAGUGAUCGAGAUACCUGGUGGUGGUGUUUCAGAUGAUCAAGAAACAAUAGUAAGCGAAGAAAGUGACGACCCAAUAGGCUUCAAAAAUCAAACAGCAUUAUCAGUCUCUAGCACAUACAGAAUCACUCGCAACCGCACCGCUCAACUAGAAAAAGUUAUUGGUGUCCCCAAAAAGAAACCAAUUUCUCUGCCGCGGAAAAAGGUCUUAAAACUCAGAGAACGAGAAAGUGAAGACGAUUCCGAUUUCGUUAUGGAACCGCGAAUGAAUACGCGAAGCAGUCGUCGCUCGCAACGGACCGUAUCACAGAAAAAAGUCUCAUAUAAAGAAGAUGAGGAUUACAUGGUCAUUAGUGAGGAGGAGGAUGACACUGAAGAAGUUGAAAAGGUAAAAAAAAAAGCUGCAUUACCUAAACGUGAAAAAAAACGGAUUGUUAUUUCAGAGUCGUCCUCCUCAGACUCGUCAGACACAAAAAAUGAAUUCGAAGCGGCACAUCAAAAGUUCUGUCAGCAUUGCAAUACGCUGGGAUACUACAACGCGACCAAUAAUCGCAAAUACGCCAACCAGGAUAAAGUACUUAUGCUGUGCGAGUAUUGUUCGAGUGCUUAUCAUCGUGGAUGUGUCGCGGAGCAUAACUUGAACGCGAGAAAAUUCAAAUGUCUAAAGUGUCUCAAAGAGGUGCCAAGUUGCUUAGAAUGCGGAGUCAGCAGGCUUGCAAAUAAGAAAAAAGAAAAGGAUGAUGAUGAUGAUUCGGAAAGUGAGGUAAAUUCGGUUGAAGAUGGCUUGUUGAAGCUAUCAAUUGAGACUGGAAGUGGUUUUGAUAGGACAUUUUUUCGAUGCCACCGAUGCUAUUAUACCGCUCAUUAUCGGUGUCUUCAACCGUUGAAAGGUGAAUUGAGAAUGAACAGUGAUACAUCGUUAGAACGCUGGAUCAAAAUGUACAGAAAAGAUUGCAAGUGCAUUGAAUGCCUCACGUGGGACUAUGAAAUAGAUAAAAUUUUAACAUAUGAAGUAGUCCCCAAAAUUAAAAAAGGAAAAAACGUAGCAAAAGCAUCAAUUGAUAAUGAUCGAAGAUACCUCGUAAAAUUCAAACAAAGAUCCUAUCGAAAAGUCGAUUGGGUUUCUGAACGAUGGUUGAUGAACGUCUCGCCCAGUUUAUUCCGCUCUUUCAAAAAGAAAAAUCUUCCCCCAUUGCGAAAAGAGGAUGUCAUCCAGAGCGAAUGGACAAAAGUUGAUCGUGUUCUUGAUGUUUUCUAUGAAAAUGACGCGAUGUUAGCGAACAUAGAGUUUGCAAAUAAGAGUGAGGAAGAGGCGUCUAUUUAUCAAGUGAAACAAGCAUAUGUCAAAUGGCAGGGGUUAACUUAUGAAGAGGCCACUUGGGAAGAAGAUUUAGAUCCAAAUGACCAAGAUUUUAAAGUCGCGUAUAAAGAACGCUUAAAUUCAAUGAAGAUUAAACCUGGGAAAAAGAUUAAAUCUAAAGGUGGUUUCAGGGAAUUCCAAGAACAACCUUCCUAUAUUCCUGGGAAAUUGAUGGAUUAUCAAAAAGAUGGUGUAAAUGGUCUAGAGAAAAAUCUUGCCUGUUGGCAGAUGAUAUGGGGCUCG